Messenger RNA from Aspergillus melleus, 936 nucleotides. RefSeq lists its product as uncharacterized. Gene Ontology annotation, biological process: exocytosis; Golgi to plasma membrane transport. Gene Ontology annotation, cellular component: plasma membrane; exocyst. Gene Ontology annotation, molecular function: phosphatidylinositol-4,5-bisphosphate binding. Bases 1 to 936 code for a protein of 311 amino acids. NCBI's taxonomy places the organism in Eukaryota, Fungi, Ascomycota, Eurotiomycetes, Eurotiales, Aspergillaceae. The transcript has a single exon. The record is from RefSeq and is a predicted model, not a curated record.
AUGUACAGACAAGGAAUUGGCAUCUUGUUCGCCUUGGAGAAAGCUAUAUCGAGAUUCGACGAGACCAAUCAAGACUUUAUCAUCCAUUCUCUUCAGAAACUGCACUCCCGCCUGAUCGGCCUAUUCAACCGCUUUGUGGAUGAGCAGAUUCGUGGCAUCGAAGACACCAAGGUCAAGAUAAAUAAGCGGAAGGGGGUCAUUUCGUUCAUGCGAGUCUUCCCCCAUUUCUCGGUGGCCGUGGAGAACAUGCUUUCCCAACCGGCACCGGAGCUCUGCGAUAUCCGAAUCAGUGUCAACGAGGCCUACAAUCGUAUCAACCAGGCCAUGUGGGAGUCUCUGAAGUUCAUCGCCAAGGAGGCACCAGGGCAACCCACCGGAGCCGCCGCCGCAUCAGGCGACCCGGAGGAUAAGGAGAUUCUCAAUUAUCAUAUUCUUCUGAUCGAAAACAUGAACCACUACAUCGAGGAGGUGGAUGUCCGAGGGCUUCCCGUGCUAGAAAAAUGGCGCGACCGAGCGCAUCAAGAUUUCCAGGAACACAUGAAGCUCUACCUGGACUCAGUGAUUCACCGACCCUUGGGCAAGCUGCUGGAAUUUGUGGAGUCUGCUGAAGGGUUAAUGGCGGCGAGCAGUGACCGAACGGGCAUUGCCAGCCGCCCUAGCCACUCCCGGUCGGUGGCAAAGAAGGUGUUGGGCACGUACGAUAUCAAGGAGGUUCGGCGAGGGAUUGAAUUGCUCAAGAAACGAGUCGAGAAGCACUUUGGAGACGCCGACGAUCCCGGACUCAGCCGAAGCCUGGUGCUGAAGGUGAUUCGGGCAUGCGAAGGCCGCUACCAGGAGGCUCACGACCGCACUCGACGGGUUCUCACUGCGGUGUACGAGGGACAGUUGGACCUGGAAUGGAACAAGGAGGACCUGAUGACAAUGUUUAGGAAGUAG